AUGGCCAAGGUCAUCUUCACCCCGUGGAAGGAGCAAUCCCAAUUACUGGUGGUGCGGAAUCAAUUCUACCCUCCGCCGCUAUACGAUGGCCCCGACAUGCGAUCCAGGGCCUGCGCCACAGCUAACUCCACUUUCCAGGUCAGCGCAUGGAAGCUGCGAGGCAACCUCCCCCAUCCCGUCGAGGCGACCGCCUUGUUAACGGAUGCGAUUCUCCAUGAUGACGCGCAGAAGAACUCCAUCUUCUCCAUUCGCGCGACCUAUGCGGCUGCUUUCUGUCGCUUCGUAACGGGCCUCGUCGACUCCAAGCUCGGCGGUGUCCGCCGGACCAUGUUCCAGCGCGCCCUGGACCUGGGCCUCCCCGCCUCGUUCGUGGAGCUGCGGCACGAGGCCACGCACCGCGAGCUCCCGUCGCUGACGGUGCUACGCAACGCGUCGCAGCGGUCCCUGGAGUGGCUGUGGGAUUAUUACUGGGCUAAGACUGAGGCGUCGGUUCCUGGCUUGGGGGUCGCAGGGGCUUCUGUGAGUGGGAUGCAGGAGAAGCGCGCUGCGGGAGGGGAGGAGGCCGAGCAAGAAGAAGAGGAAGACGAAGAAGCCGAUCUCGAACCGCUCAAGUUGGCGCUUCGGGAUACACUGGAGCAGAAUGUGGCCGAGGGGGAGCAGCAGCAACCCCCGCGCAAGAAACGCAAGGUCCAGCAGCAUUUGAAAGCCGUUGCCGGUAAGGUGGUGUCGACGUGUCGGUCGUCGGGGCGCGGGGUGGCUGCUUUAUCGAGUGUGCUGGUGCAGGAUUCGUUCUUGGUUCCGGGAGGCCGGAGAAUGGGAGAGGCAAUGGCUGCUCAAUUCGACAUGUGGGAUCCGUUAUUGCAGAUGAUCGCAGAUGCGCAGCCUACGUUUUUGUCGAGUCUGACGGAGGAGCUGGCCAAUGCGCUGGCAUUCACGGCGCGGCCGGACCAGGCGAAGACGGAUGUCCGCUGUGAAGGUGCCUAUUUGUGGCUGGACCACAUCUUGGGGUCGGCGCAGUGGGAGUCGCGGAGACGGCUGGUCUCGUAUGCGUAUAUGCUGGCCGUGUGUGAGCAGGUUGCGAACCACUGGACGGAUUUGCUGAAGGAGAGGCUGGCGGAGAGACAGGACGAGGAAGCGCCGUCGGUUGAUGGCGAGGGUUCAGGGCGCACGACGAGGUCUGCUGCGACGACACGGAAGAUGGUGCACAACGCGGAUGUUUUAUACGCGUUGAAGCGCAUAGGGAUUAAAGCCAUGCAUAUCCAAUCGAUUCCGAUGUGGACCGGGAAGGGCAACAACUAUGCCUACCUGGUCACCGACGAGCCCACCAAGCAGUCGGUCAUCAUCGACCCGGCCAACCCGCCCGAGGUGACCCCCGAACUAGAAUCGCAGAUCCAAGCCGGCAAGAUCGACCUCACGGCGAUCGUCAACACUCACCACCACUGGGACCAUGCCGGCGGCAACAACGAGCUGCUCAAAACCUUCGGCAAGCUGCCCGUCAUCGGCGGCAAGGACUGCCAGUCCGUGACGCAGACGCCCGCGCACGGCGAGACCUUCCGGAUCGGCGAGCGCAUCGCCGUCACGGCCCUGCACACGCCCUGCCACACGCAGGACAGCAUCUGCUAUUUCAUGCAGGAUGGGGACCAGAAGGUGGUAUUUACGGGGGACACCUUGUUUAUUGGGGGAUGUGGUCGGUUCUUCGAGGGUACGGCCCCGGAGAUGCACAAGGCGUUGAAUGAGACGCUGGCGGCUUUGCCGGAUGAUACGAAGGUUUAUCUUCACAAUGUGUUCAUGCGCGUCAAUGACCCCGAGAUCCAGCAGAAGACCGGAAAGACGGACCCGGUUGAGGUGAUGGCGGCGUUGCGGGAGAUGAAGAAUGCCAUGUAG
Messenger RNA from Aspergillus fijiensis CBS 313.89, 1884 nucleotides. Its product is annotated as Las1-domain-containing protein. Bases 1 to 1884 code for a protein of 627 amino acids. Gene Ontology annotation, molecular function: hydroxyacylglutathione hydrolase activity; endonuclease activity. The record is from RefSeq and is a predicted model, not a curated record. Gene Ontology annotation, cellular component: Las1 complex. NCBI's taxonomy places the organism in Eukaryota, Fungi, Ascomycota, Eurotiomycetes, Eurotiales, Aspergillaceae. Gene Ontology annotation, biological process: rRNA processing. The transcript has 12 exons.